Molecule: messenger RNA, 1272 nt
Organism: Diprion similis
Lineage: Eukaryota; Metazoa; Arthropoda; Insecta; Hymenoptera; Diprionidae
Gene: Gbs-70E
Product: protein phosphatase 1 regulatory subunit 3C
Exons: 4
Coding region: 145-1131 (328 amino acids)
Biological process (GO): regulation of glycogen biosynthetic process
Cellular component (GO): protein phosphatase type 1 complex
Molecular function (GO): protein phosphatase 1 binding; glycogen binding
Source: RefSeq, a predicted model, not a curated record
AUUUCAAUUAUACGGAAGUCGUUGUGCUUCGGCAAAAAAAAAAAAAAAAAAAAAAAAAAACCCCAUCUUAUAUACAUAUAUAAACAGUGUGGAAACUCCGAGAUUUUUUCACCCGUCGGAAUUCUUUCCUUACAAACGAUCUCGAUGUGCUCAAUAGCCAUGCCAGCCGAGGUGAUCCUGGGGCACAGUCCCCCGGUUUACAGCACGCUGCUUUAUCGACCCCUGGUGGUGUCGCCCCAGGUGACGACGAGGGCAGUUCCACCGAGGAUUCGGCCCUGCCUCUCGACCGGGUCCCUGCCCCUCGACAAUAUCCAGAACAACAACAAACAGAAGAAACGUGUCGUCUUCGCCGAUGAUCGUGGCCGGCCCCUUACCCAGGUAAAAUAUUUCGUCCGAGUAAUGUCGGAACCGAGCAACGUGCCGCCUUUGUGGAGCAGCGCUUACCUCGCCGGAGUGACCCGAGGUGUGAAGGUGGAGGCGACGCCGACGCCGUGGUCGCCGACGUUCCCCCAGCCGGCGAGCGACUACCUCGCCUUCCGCCGGAAGCUGGACCAGGAGGCUGUCAGCCUGGAGAACGUGAUAGUGCGAGAAGCGGAGGAGUGCCUGGUCGGUACGGUGAAGGUGAAGAACCUGGCCUACGACAAGGAAGUGAUAGUCAGGGCGAGCAGCGACGACUGGAUCUCCCACGAGGACGCCCACUGCAGUUACGUCUCGCAGCCGGGCGCGGCGCAGGCCGCCCUCGUCCUCUACGACACCUUCCGUUUCCGGUUGACCCUACCACCGCGGUCUGACAAGAUCGAGUUUUGCGUCUGCUAUCGGGUUGCCGGCGACGAGCACUGGGACAACAACGAGGGGAAGAAUUACGUCGUUAGAAAAAAGUCCGAGCCGCUGCAGCAAUCGGCGAAGGCGUCUAUGAUCUGCAACGGCGGCAGCGUCGGUGUGACGUCGUCGAUUAGUCAGACGAUGUCGUCCUCGCUCAACACGAGAAGUGACCCGAUACCGAUCAGCAACGGGAUAAUGAACACGAGUCGGGAGGAUUUGCGACUGAGGGACGCGACGAGGGCGAACAUGAGGGCCUGGAGCGAAUUCGCAUCGUGGAAUCACCUGGUGAACGAUUCGCCCUAUUGGUGAUGCCGACCGUUCUUCGACCUCCUCGCUUCGCUGCCCCCAGCCGAAACAAUAAACUUCAUUCCCAAUCACGCAACAUCGAACGAACAAUCGGAAAUACAAAUCUAGGAAAUUUACAAACGAAAAGAAAAGAGAAAAACAACA